GGGUACGAGAGCAAAGCCGGUGGUGACCGAUACCGCGGUGGCCACCGCUGGUAUUAAAUUCGGGAUAAGAGUGUGGGGGACCCUCUUUGCCACGGGCAAUAGUAGUAACAACCUGCCCGUAGUCAUCCGUUGGUUCUGUCCGUAGUUGUGGUGGUAGUUCCUACCCGGGGGAUACACACGGCCGCGGUGUGAAACGUACCGAGAGGAGUGACGGUUCUGCUGAUAGAGCGGCGAGCACAAAGUACGUCUCAGUCGACGCUGAGCCAGUGCCUCAGCAAGUCCGCUCGAGGCGGUAGAGAGUCCUGAGAGAGUCGCCUCCGGAUCGCCAUCGUUUCUCUAUUUUCUAAACUGUCCCCUCGGUAGAGGCCGGCAUGAGGUCCCACGACGGCUACCGGGCACUCGUCGUGCUCGCGACGGUGCUCGCCCACAUGCGCGGCACGCUCGCGCUACGCGUCGCAAGCAGCGCCAACAGGAGGAACGUAGAUCAAUCGACGGCAGCGGAUCAAUCAAUCUCAUCCUCUUUCUGGUCCCCCACCCUGAAAACCGAAGACAUCUUCACGCCGCAGGACAACAGCGCGAACUUCUUCCCCACGGCCCAUGGCCUCGUGCAGACCCAUCCGAUCAGCAGCAACAUGUUCCGCAGCGGAUUCGGCGGGGUCGACAACCUCGGUACUCCAGGGGUGACGAUAAGGCCGCCGAGGACGCGACCCCUCGAUUACAAUGAGCGAGCCACCGCCGAAUUGCGUCGGAACCCAUCACUCUCGUCACCGGAUGAGUGCGCUCGUGCCUGCCGCGAAAACGAGCCGCCCAGGAUAUGCUACUACCACUUCACGCUCGAGUAUUACACCGUGCUCGGCGCAGCGUGUCAGGUAUGCACACCGAACGCAACCAACUCCGUGUGGAGCGAGUGUCAAUGCGUCCUGGCGGACGGUGUGGAGCGCGGUAUCCUGACUGCGAACAGAAUGAUCCCCGGACCGAGCAUCCAGGUGUGCCAGGGCGACAAAGUCGUGGUCGACGUGGAAAAUCACAUGGAGGGAAUGGAAGUCACACUUCACUGGCACGGUGUCUGGCAACGGGGAUCUCAAUAUUACGACGGUGUGCCUUACGUGACGCAGUGUCCCAUUCAGGAGGGUAACACGUUCAGAUAUCAGUGGACGGCGGGCAACGAGGGCACGCAUUUCUGGCACGCUCACACCGGCAUGCAAAAGAUCGACGGUCUUUACGGAAGCAUAAUAAUUCGACAGCCACCGAGCAAGGAUCCCAACAGCAAUCUGUACGAUUACGAUUUGACCACGCACGUGAUACUCAUCAGCGACUGGUUCCACGAGAGCGCUAUCGAGCGUUAUCCUGGUCGCCUCGCGGUCAACACUGGUCAAGCGCCUGAGAGCGUGUUGAUCAACGGAAAGGGUCAAUUUAGGGAUCCUAACACCGGUUUUAUGACGAACACGCCCCUCGAAGUGUUCACGGUGACUCCGGGGCGUCGUUACCGAUUCCGACUGAUCAACUCGUACGGAUCAGUGUGCCCUGCUCAAGUUACUGUCGAGGGUCACACCCUCACCAUUAUCGCCACUGAUGGUGAAGCGGUGCAUCCAGUACAAGUUAACACCAUAAUUUCCUUCUCGGGUGAACGUUACGAUUUCGUCAUAAAUGCCGACCAGCAGGUCGGCGCUUAUUGGAUCCAACUGCGAUCGCUCGGAGAAUGUGGAAUUCCUCGAGCCCAGCAACUAGCUAUCCUGCGAUACGCUCGUGGUCCUUAUCAACCUUCUACGGCGCCACCUACGUAUGACUUUGGUCUACCGCAAGGCGUCGUCCUGAAUCCUCUGGAUGCCAUUUGCAACCGACCACGCCAGGAUGCAAUUUGCGUGAGUCAAUUGAAAAACGCCCGACACAUUGAUCAAGGUAUCCUUCAACAACGCCCUGACGUGAAAAUCUUCUUGCCGUUCCGCUUCCUGUUCUACAGACCAGAAGAGGUCUUCCAACCGCAGACCUACAAUCGCUUCCUCGUUGCGCCGACCGGCGACCAUGUAAUUUCUCUCGUUGACGAGAUCUCGUUCACGUUCCCUCCGGCGCCUCCGCUCUCGCAAAUCGAUGACAUUCCACCUGAACAAUUCUGCAACGGUGAUAACAGACCGGCCGAUUGCGGUGCCAACUGCAUGUGCACGCAUCAGGUCGACAUUCCGCAUAAUGCGGUCGUCGAGGUGGUUCUCGUCGACGAAGUACAACAGCCAAAUCUGUCGCAUCCCUUCCACUUGCACGGAUACGCGUUCAAUGUGGUCGGUAUCGGUCGUUCUCCCGAUAAGAACGUGAAAAAGAUCAACCUGAAGCACGCCUUGGACCUCGACAAACGCGGUCUCUUGCACAGACAGUUCAACUUGCCCCCCGCUAAGGACACUAUCGCGGUCCCCAACAACGGCUACGUCAUUUUCCGGUUCCGUGCGGAUAAUCCGGGAUACUGGCUGUUCCAUUGCCACUUCCUGUUCCACAUACUGAUCGGUAUGAAUCUGAUCCUGCACGUGGGGACGCACGGGGACCUGCCGCCGAUACCGCCCAACUUCCCGACCUGCGGUGACCAUUUGCCACCCAUCACGCCGCCGCUGUCGCUGGACUCCGCGUUCCACUGAUGCGCGAAUGUGCGAGCAACCGGCUCGGAGAGACCGAGAGACGCUCCAAAGUCCAUACGAUACUUGUAGAAUAUUCCUGUAAAGUAGCGCGCGAGCUUGUAAUAUUUUUUUCUCCCUUUUGUUUUCUGAGCUCCUCGACCUGACCGACCGUCCUCGAGGGCGUGUCCGGGCUGAGACAUCGAGGACGAUCGAUCGGGGCCGAGGAGAAUCCGAAGGAUGUCGACCCGUUGCCUCGCGAGAUCGGGAUCGAAGGCGGGUGUGGACGAAGCGCGAAGGAAACCGAUGGGCGGAUGCUGAGGAGAGACUCGCGAGGCGAUGGAUCAACGAGAGGCGAUCGACGUCCCGCUGGACGUCGCGAGAAGACGAACGUUCACAGAGACGAUGAUGACUUCACGUUGGCGGCACUCGAUAAUUUAUUGUGUUCCAGAUGCUUCACCCGCCACUGUGCCACUUAUGUUGCGAGUUUUACCCCUCUUGUUAUUUUGAAAGCAGCUGACCGCCCGCUGCGAAUCCCGUAGAGCGCGGAUAUUCAGGUAUACGUGCGAUUGCGCAAUGCAAUCAUGGCGAUUUGUCUCCCGAUCGAGCGCAUGAGUGAGACCCCUUCGCCUCGUCAUUUGGGCGAGCGAAGAGACACACACUCGGAGAAAUCUCGUUGGAGAUAUUCACGCUGUAUGGGAAUCACGGGAUGGCGCGAACCCCCGCGAACCCCGUUAUGACGAGUGAAGCAUCUCAGCUCAGGAAACGUACGAACGUAUGUUUCUGAUUAACGUUGGCAAUGUUGUAAAUAAUGUAGAAAUAGUCACUACAGUUAACGAGAUAUUAAUGUGGGAGUAAUGGGACAGGUAGGUAGGUAGGUAGGUAGGUAGCGUGUAUAAGAGAGGAAGAGAUCCACGACCGUCGGAGAAGUUUUCAUCGUGACGGCGGUUCGAAAACGAUGGAUUAUUAUCAUUAGAGUAAUGUUUUCUUCGAGGAGGUUGGAUCUGCGCGAUCGUGGAAUCCACGACUUUUGAGAUGACUCGAAAAUCCUCUCGUCACAUCAGCCAGUGCAAAAGACACACGUACGGGGGGAAUAAAAAUUCACCUUUCGCGUGAAUAUAGAGAAGUAAUAUUUAUUUGAGUCAUUAGCAUUCUCGGCUCUUCAUUUCUUGCGAAUGUCUUCGCUCCAUUUUCUCCGAGCAGUCGAUCGCUUUCUGUCAUCUUUGUCAUUUCUUCUUCAUCAAACGCUUUGUCGUUCGUUCGUUCGUUUCCCUGUGGCCGGAGAAGUUGCAAUAAGUUUUCGUUCGUAAGAAUAAACGACGGAAAGUACUCGUCGAUAUCCACGAUGUUAGAAUACGUCAGUAAUAUCGAUUGCAGGCGGCAGUGGAUUUCCCUCGACAGAUCCAGGCUACUGAAACAACCUUCUAGUUAGGGAGUAAAUUCGCCAGCCUCUGAACAGCCCACAUGAAAUUAUUAAUUAAGACUUGCGUUAAAAGUUAAACGGAAAUAUCAGGGUAGAAUUGCCUCUCGACGGUCCGGAAGAUAUCUAAGAAGAUGUCGAGACAAUUUCGACACCAGCAUAGAAAUUCAUACGUUAGCACGCUAUUUAUUUUUUUAUCUUUAAUCCAUGUUUCUCUCUCUCUCUCUCUCUCUCUCUCUCUCUCUCUCUCUCUCUCCAUCUGUGUCUUUCUCUUCCUUUCUCUUUCGAAUCUGGCCCCUCCUCCAAUUAAAUGCCGUGACUAUUCAAUUGUAGGUAGGCUGACACACGUUAUCGUUAAUACCACGCGUCAUUCACACGGCGCGACAAUAGCUGUACGUUUAUUCAUGGUGCCUCCAUUUUCUAUGGAAAAUACUCUACGUUUAUACGCAACUCACAAUUAACGCUUAACACAUUCGAUCAUAUACACACAUAUACACACAACUAGCAUACACACCCAAGUCCAUAUAUACAAUAUUACACAUGGAUACGAGAUGAUCGCACACGAGUGCGCGCGUACGUCGUGCUUUGUAACUGUAGAUAAAAUCCCGAUUCAAUUUUUAAUAGAUACGCUCGUCGGUAUCAGCGAAACACGAAACACUCAGUAGCACAAUCGUCCAACCAAUCCGCCAACGAAUGCGAUUCGAUGGCUCUCAGUCCAGAAGAGAUGCGCGAGAUUUUUCAGCUUGUUCGGUUAGCGACGUCGCAACGGCAGAACGGCACUUUGUGCCGACCGUGAUUAUUGUUCAAUUUUCGUAAUUAUAAUAGAUCGCAGAUCUUAGCAUGAAAUAAUUAUUUAAAAACUUAUAAAAGUUUACUUAUAUGUCAGAUGCGAAGGAACGUAUCGUAUAUGACGUUCUCGCGAAUGUUUACGAUUAGGAAAAAGUGCCAGCUGAAAUUUUCGGUCUUUUCACUGCAACUUUUUUUUUGUACGUGCGCUUCAGUUGUUAAUUGUUGCUUUCUCGAGUCGGCCGUUCGCUUCUGGCGCUUCGACACUCGCUAGACCAAGAUUUGAGGCGACGCGACACGAUUUAAGGGAAGCGAGUUUGCGGCAAGUACAUGUCUCGGCCGAAGCGAUCGUCAACGAUCGGCUGUGACGUCAGUCUGCUCGAACAGAUACGGAUAAUGACUUUGCGGGAUAGCAACCAUGCGCUAUUUUAAUACUCUCAGUUUCUACUCUUAAGUAAGAAUAGUGUUUGCAAGCUGAGGCAGCACGCAUCUGCCGUUUAGUUAAUCGCAGCGCGAGCGCGUUCUGCGGUUCUGCGUUUCCUCUCACGAACGAAUCCGAAAUUCGACGAUCAAUCACGGUUCCAAGACAUUAGCAGACAGUGCAAGCAGUGGAGGAUACUCGAGCCGAGAUAAUUCAUCCUCGGUUCGCGAAAGUGAAUCGCGAUACGCGCGCAUUGUUGCGCGCACAGAAGGUAAUCGCAUUAAUUUAGUAUGUACGACACUUUGAGAAUAGUUGAUCCAAUACGAUUACUACCGAAUCGUCAAAGAUAAGGUAAUUUGUUGUCUGAUAGGUACGAUGAAAUCACGAAGAAGCGACGACGCGAGCGAUUACACACUGUUCGAAAGCACGGCAGUGUCGCAUGUAUAACGAGCGUAAUGUCGCAAUUGCCGUCACUCUGAUUGACUUUUCCAGCAGGAAUCAUCAACCGUUGUUGUUGUAAAUAUUGUAAUACUGAAGAUUUCCCAGUAUUCCUGUAGCUAGUAAUAUCAGUUCUUCCUCUCUCUCUCUCUCUCUCUCCCCCCCCCCUCCCCCCUGUAUAAUUAUCUCACAUAACUAAACCCGUACACAUAUCGGCAGUUACCAUUCGUAAGCAAAUGAGUUUUCGUGUUUUAUAUAAUAGAAUAUUUAAGCGAGAGUUACACACACUCGUGCAGGCGCGCAUGCGAGCCUGCUACCGCGAGUCACUCGAUCGUAUUUUAUUCUAAAAGUGUAUUUUUAAUAAAUCGUUUUUAAAAGUA
This is a messenger RNA of Harpegnathos saltator (Jerdon's jumping ant), 6042 nucleotides long. RefSeq names its product laccase-5. The record is from RefSeq and is a predicted model, not a curated record. Gene Ontology annotation, biological process: iron ion transport. Lineage: Eukaryota; Metazoa; Arthropoda; Insecta; Hymenoptera; Formicidae. The transcript has 10 exons. Gene Ontology annotation, molecular function: copper ion binding; oxidoreductase activity. Bases 372 to 2621 code for a protein of 749 amino acids. Gene Ontology annotation, cellular component: plasma membrane.